UGAAAAUUGAAAAGAUAAAUCAACAAAGCAGAAAUUAUGAGAAUACCCCAUCUUUAACAGGUUGCUAUUUUUGUUAUGCAAAUAGUUCUUAGCUAUAGUAUUGCUGCAACAUCAGGAGCCGGUGUCAAAUUGUUCGUCCAACGUUGGUUUAGCAAUAUUUGUUAGACAUUUUAUGUUGCCUUCGUCGCGAUGGCUGCAAAAAAAAUCAUUGCAAUAUGUCAAUCUGGUGGAGAAUUUGUGACCAAUAAUGAAGACGGUUCUUUGAGCUACACGGGAGGGAAUGCACAUGCUGUAGACAUCGAUGAGAAUACGAAUGUGCAUGCCUUUAAGCAAGAACUAACAGACACAUUUAAGUUUAACGUUGAUGGAAUGACUAUCAAGUAUUUUCUUCCGGGGAAUAAAAAGACACUCAUCACAGUAUCCAAAGAUAAGGACCUACAACGCAUGGUUAACUUCUUCAAGGAUUCCGAGCAAGUAGAAGUCUUUGUAGUUGCAGAAGGAGUUGGUGCACCCAAUGUUUCCAAUAUGCCUGCUAGCAGCAGGACAACUAUGUCAGAGGCAGCACUUUCUCCUUCUACCCCUGUGGAUUUGACAAACCCUCACAGUCAGCUUGUGGUUGAUGCACCAGUGGAUACAAUACCAUUAGAUAUUCUUCCGAGUAGCAAUGACGACAAGCACCGUAGGGCAGCUACACAGUGGGAAAACACUAUUACUGGUGUGGACCAAAGAUUCAGUAGUUUUACUGAACUUCGUGAAGCCUUACAUAAGUACUCAAUUGCCCAUGGAUUUACAUAUAAAUAUAAGAAGAAUGAUAGUCACAGAGUAACGGUUAAAUGCAAGUCUGAGGGUUGUCCUUGGCGUAUAUAUGCAUCAAGGUUGGUUACCACCCAGCUGAUAUGUAUUAAGAAAAUGAAUAAAAACCAUACAUGUGAAGGAGCUGCUGUGAAAGCCGGAUAUCGAGCAACAAGGGGAUGGGUGGGAAAUAUAAUUAAGGAGAAGUUGAAAUUUUCUCCCAAUUACAAGCCAAAGGAUAUCGCCACUGACAUUAAACGUGAAUAUGGCAUUCAUUUGAACUAUUCUCAGGCAUGGCGUGCAAAAGAGAUUGCAAGAGAGCAACUUCAGGGUUCUUAUAAAGAAGCAUACAGUCAGUUACCGUCAUUCUGUGAGAAAAUCAUGGAAACUAAUCCUGGUAGUCUUGCUACAUUUGCCACAAAGGAGGACUCGAGUUUUCACCGGCUAUUUGUCUCCUUUCAUGCUUCAAUAUAUGGCUUUCAACAGGGCUGCCGCCCUCUUCUUUUCCUUGAUAGCACUGUUCUCUAUGCAAAAUAUCAAGGAACCCUGUUGGCUGCCGUGGGUGUUGAUGGGAAUGAUGGUGUCUUUCCAGUAGCUUUUGCAGUUGUAGAUGAGGAGACAGAUGACAACUGGCAUUGGUUUCUUUCUGAACUUAAAUCUGCUGUCUCAACCUCUCGACCAAUAACAUUUGUUUCUGCUUUCCAGAAUGGUAUAAAUGAGUCAUUGUCUGAUAUAUUCAGCAAAGAUUGCUAUCAUGGUUAUUGUCUUCGGUACCUUGGUGAGAAAUUAUAUAAGGAUCUGCAUGGGAGGUUUUCACAUGAAGCAAGGCGUCUUUUGAUCCAAGAUUUAUAUGCUGCUGCUUAUGCUCCAAAAGUGGAGGAUUUUGAGCGCUGUGUUGAGAACAUAAAGGCCAUCUCACCUGAUGCUUACAGUUGGGUCAUACGAAGUGAUCCUGAUCAUUGGGCAAAUGCCCUUUUUGGUGGGGCAAGGUAUGACCACAUGACUACUAACUUUGGACAACUUUUUCGUGAUUGGGUAUCCGAUGUGAGUGAGUUUCCAAUUACUCAGAUGGUUGAUGCCUUGCGAGGGAGGAUGAUGGAACUGAAUUAUACAAGGCGUGUUGAUUCUAGUCAGUGGCUUACAAGAUUGACACCUUCUAUGGAAGAAAAGCUUCAAGAUGAGACGUCAAAGGCAAUAUCACUUCAGGUAUUACACUCACAUGGGAUCACAUUUGAGGUCCGUGGUGAAGCUGUUGAUAUAGUUGAUAUUGAUAAUUGGGACUGCACCUGCAAAGCAUGGCAGCUUAAUGGGUUGCCUUGCUGCCAUGCUAUUGCUGUUCUCGAACGUCUGGGAAGGAGCCCAUAUGAUUAUUGCUCCAGAUACUUCACAACUGAGAGCUAUCAUUUGACAUACUCAGAAUCAAUCAACCCAAUACCCCUUCUGGAAAAACCCGUGAUAGCUGAAGUAGACAUGGAAAUCAUGGUCAGCCCUCCUCCAACCAAACGUCCACCUGGCCGACCAAAGAUGAAACAACCGGAUACAGUUGAUAUACUUAAACGUCAACUUCAGUGUAGCAAGUGCAAGGGCCUGGGCCACAAUAAGAAGACAUGCGAGAAGGUAAAUAAAAUUGAUGGAUCUGAUCCACUACUUCUUACUGGCGCGGUGGUAGCUGAAGAACCUGAAGUCACUGCAUGAUAUUUGGUAUCUUCUCCUCCUAUGUAUAUAAGAAAGUCUUUCGUCAAGUCUAGAUACUAAUCUUAGAUGCCUUUUGGGACAGAAGUGGAUGGGGGUAUAUCUUUUAGGUAGACUUUUAUAUACUAAAUGGAAUAGAGUGAAAUGUGCAGUUUGUAAUUCAGAAUAUGCAACUAGAAUGAUGGUGGUAGUUAUAAGAGCAAGAUCAAAGGAUAUUUUCAAGUGUCCGACCAUAGCUUUCUUGAGUAUCUGUCUUGCAGGAUAGACAACAGAUUGCCAUAAACAAAUCGAAAGUGUUUGUUUGGAUGGGCAUAAUAUGAUUCUCUAAGGGCAUUGUGAUAUUGAAAAGUGAUUGAAUGAUUCAAAGAGUUUGCUCCCAUUCUAUCAGCAGUAGAAAUAUACUUCAAGAAUGUAUAGGGAUUCAAGUAUGUCUGCAUAUUUUCAUGUGUUAGUACCUUGCUUUGAAUGUUGUCAAUGUUAUUAUUGUGAGAUUAUUAUAAUAUGAUAGGUAGAAUAGAAACAGGGAUAAUGUAUUUCUGGCUAAGCCUAUUUGCUUCAAAAAUUAAUGGAAUUGUACCUUCUAAUUU
Solanum tuberosum (potato) is the source of this 3071-nucleotide messenger RNA. RefSeq lists its product as uncharacterized. Gene Ontology annotation, molecular function: protein binding; zinc ion binding. Bases 190 to 2487 code for a protein of 765 amino acids. The record is from RefSeq and is a predicted model, not a curated record. The transcript is spliced from 4 exons. NCBI's taxonomy places the organism in Eukaryota, Viridiplantae, Streptophyta, Magnoliopsida, Solanales, Solanaceae.